Molecule: messenger RNA, 4533 nt
Organism: Cladocopium goreaui
Lineage: Eukaryota; Dinophyceae; Suessiales; Symbiodiniaceae
Source: the annotation of a GenBank genome assembly
AUGAAGUACGCGGCCAAGUUAGCUACUUUUGUGCAAAGUUUUCUCAGCAAUAUGCCACGGCCUCAUGAAGAGGAUCACUCGCUGAGGGGACUCUGGCCUAUGCCCGUUCCAUAUCCAGAAGUUUUUGGAGGAGACUCUGCUUUUGGUGGUUCAUGGAGGAAGAGGCGGCUGGUUCUACAGGUGCUGGUUCUCAAUUGGCUUCACCUUGGAAGACCUCACAGCUGUCCAGGUUUACUAUGGCCAGGCCGGAGACUUUCUGCCCGGCAGUGGCGUCGUGUUCGCCUCUUGGAACACCUCAGCGAAGAUAUGAAUUCACUUUUGCAGGUGGAUGCACAGUUAAUGGCAAGAGCUGCGCUGCGGACGGAAUCCUCGGCUGACCAGCUGGAUGCUCUCCACCGUGCGCUCCUUUGUUGCUCCACCGCUUCUGCGCCCUAUGGGGCGGACACUUGCUCUCCGACUAGAGCUUGGCGUGAAAAUGAUGGUGAUGAUUGGGAAGAAGUUUCAGGGGGCUUUGGAGUUUUUGAUGGUGAAUCAAAAGGUGGUGAUUGUGCAGUAGCUAAGCCUUUGCAAGCUGAUCGCCUUCACUUUGUCGGCUCCCCAUGUUUCAACCCUGUCCCCUACUUCGACAAGGAAACGGCUCAUGCUUAUGAAUUCCCUUUAGAAUGUGUUCGUGACGAUGUCGUUGAUGAACCCCCUCAAGUUAGCAUACGUGGGUCUGCUCAUGAACGAAAUCUUUUGUUUCAGAAGAUGGCUGCGUGUGGUCGUUUGGUGCCUCUGACAGCUGAUGAUGUACGUCCUGGGCUCGAGUGUGGCCUUUUUUGUGUUCCCAAAGAUCUUGACAGAGACCGUUUAAUCCUUGAUGCAAGACCCCCAAACACGGUUGAAAAGAUGUUGAACACUUGGACCAAGACCAUGAGCAGCAGCACUUGUCUUUCCGGCAUCGAGCUUGAUGAGUCACAGUGCCUUAUCAUGAGUGGCAGAGACAUUCGUGAUUACUUUUACCAGUUCACUGUUUCCCCGCAGCGAUGUCGCCGCAACUACCUGGCCGGUAGGCUGGAGCCUGAGGACCUCGAGUUCAUCUUUGGGAAGAAGUUCACGGAAGCUGGCUACGUUGGCUUGUCAACGUUGGCUAUGGGCGAUUUGAACGCCUGUGAAUUUGCACAGGGAUCCCACAUCAAGCUGGUCAUGUCCUGUGGAGGUGCUGCGAUUGAGGAGCUCCUUAUGAUGCAUCAGCCUUGCCCGAGAGGCUUACUUAGUGUGGGCGUGGUGAUCGAUGACCUUGUUUGUUUGCAGAAGGUGCUUGCCGCUGACGUCAAUGCAGGGGCCUACGUUGGUGCUUCUCUCUUGGACGAGCGCAUGGAGCUGAUCAUGGCAAAGUAUAAAGAGGUCGGACUGCCUACUAACGAGAAGAAAGCCUUCGACAACAGUCUGAGCAGUUCCUUUUGGGGAGUCCAAGUUGAUGGGCAAAAGGGGCUAGUUCGUGCCAACGAAACCAGGCUUUGGCCUUUGCUGCUCAUCACGGUGCGCGUAUGCGCCUUGGGGCUUUCCACGGUUGGCUUGCUUCGUUCUCUGGCCGGAUCCUAUAUUUCCAUACUGUCGUUGAGGCGAAGACUCCUGUCGGCCAUGAACCUUGUCUUCGAUGCCAUUGCCGCGUCCAGCUCCGACAAGCAGGUGCUUAGGCUUUCUGGGGCCCUCAUUGACGAGCUCUUCACCAUGAUGAUUUUGAGCACUUUGGCUGUAGUGAAUUUGAGAGCCACGACGGUUGGGGCUCUCCAUGCGACUGAUGCUUCAGAUUGGGGCAUGGCCGCCGUGGCUGGUGUGAUCCCCGUGCAGGUUGCUAGGGAGGCAAUGAGGCUGAGUCUUACCAAGAGCUGUUGGACGAAACUCCUCCCCCCUAGCAAAGCCUGGCUGCGUAGCAAAGAACUUUUGGAAGAGGAGGAUGAACUACCUGGAGGUGAUGUCUAUGAUGUUCACCCCUUUUGGGAAUCUUUGGCUCGUGCUGUGCCCUAUCAGGAGCAGUGGCGGCGAAAGCACCCAAGGCCGAUUCAUGUGAACAUAGGUGAGCUUCGUGCGCACCUGAUUGAAGAAGGUCGCAUUGGGGCAAAGCAGCUCAGUGUGCGGGUGCCUUAUGCACUCGACUCUCAGGUGGCUUUGGGAAGCUUGGUCAAAGGCAGGGCUUCUUCAAAAGCAUUGAACUCCGAGCUGCUGAGGAGCGUUCCCACCAUACUCGGCUCCGAUCUUUACGGCGGUUAUGGUUUUUGGCCUUCAAAGCUGAACAGAGCCGAUGGGCCCACCAGAGAUGCUGAACCUGACGCUCCAGAUGCUGAGGUUCCUUGGUGGUGGGAUGAUGUCUGUAACGGCCGAUUGGAUCGGUUUGACUCCUGGUUAAAGGAGGUGGAGAGCAUGGUGGCUCCGCCAGCUGCUCCGGAUCUUGCUUCUUUGGGAGAUCCUGUGGACAUCAGAACGGGGCGUGCCUUCCGGGCCAUGACUUGGCAGAGAAAAAGGGGAGCUUGUGAGAUCGGUGGGGCGCUGACGCCCGUCAGUGAGGAAAGUUCUCUGAAGGCUGAGGCCUUAGCUAUCCUUCGCAGUUUUCCUUUGCAGCAGUUCCUCUUUGCCAAAGGCGUGUGUGAAUUCCUGGAGCCGGGCGCUUUGGAUUUGUACAGUGGCAAGGGAGGAGUGGCUCGUGCUCUUGCUGAUGGAGGAUGCCCCUGGGUCUUGACCUUCGAGAUCAACAGGAGUGAAAGUGAGAAUGUCCUUCUGGCCUCUAACAGAGAAAAAAUCACCAGGUUGGUGGUUCUUCGUGCUGUCAUGCUGGUUGGGUCUGCUAUGGUAUGCAAAUCCUUCUCUCGUGCUGUCACUCCUGCGGUCCGCACUUUGCAAUAUCCGCGGGGGGUGCCUUGGAUGACUUUGAACAUGAAGGAGAAGGUGAUGGAGGGGAAUGAGAUGGCUGAUUUCGGCUCUGAACUGCAUGAGCUUUGCGAGAAGAGUGUGGAUGAUGCUGAGAGCGCUGAUGUUUUCUUUUGGACUGAAAACCCUGACUCGUCCCAUGUCUGGGGACAAAGGAAAUACAGAAAAUAUAGGAACCCCGGCUCUGAGCAUGUCUUCAGGGCGGAUUACUGCCGCUUUGGCACCAGAUGGAGAAAGAGAACGAGAGUUGCAACAAACCUUCCAAAGUUGAAAGGUCUACGCAUGCUGUGCACGUGCUCCAGAGGGCAUCAGCAGCUGCGUGGCCAACACCCCACUUUGAGGAUCCCUUGGACUUUGGUUGCGCAGCCGUAUCCCCGUGGCUUCAGCCGGAUGAUUGCUUCAGCCGCUUUGGAUGCAUGUGGGUGGGCCAAGCGAGGUACUGGAAAGUUCAACAUAGCUGGAUGUGCCAGGUGCUCCUCUAUGCGCAUCGGAGAAGCUGACCACCCUGGACCUCGCAAAAUAGCCCAUCCAAGAGGUUUCUCCCUGGAAGAGGCUCCUGUGCAAACCUGGAGCAGCAUUCGGCUUGGUGACCAGCAAUGGGAUAGGUUCCUGGUCUGGUGCUAUCAGUAUGUGGAGUCCGAUGUGUUGGCUCUAUUUUUGGCAGUGCCCAUUUUUCUUGCGUAUGCCGUUCGGCGCUUUGGAGAUCUGGAAUUUGGUCGUGGUGGGUCUCUGCUCUACUACCGGCACCUGAUCUUGGUUGCUUUGCGGAGAGUUCCGCAGUUGAGGCCUUAUGCUGGAAUAUGCUGGGACCUGGCUACUCGGUGGGAAAAAGCUGAGCCCACCACCCACCGUACUCCGGUUCCUGAAGUUUUGGUUGAGGCCAUGAUCGCACUAGCUUGGAGCAUGAAGUGGAAGCGAUGGUGCGGCGUUUGUUUGCUGUGCUUCUUCGGCAUUGCUCGUGCCGGAGAAGUGUUGAAGUGCCGCAGGGAAGACCUCUUGUUGCCCUGCGACAUGCUGUACGAGUGCGAUGCUGCCUUUUUGGUUUUGAGGAGGUCGAAGACGAGCUACAGGCAACUAGCUCGAGUACAGCACUUGAAAAUCACCAACCUGCACGCUGUAAAGCUCUUGAAUUUGAUCUACCAAGGUGCAGACAAGGACGAGCUGCUUUUCUUUGGUAGUGCUCAUGUUUUUCGCAGAAGAUGGGACUUUAUCCUGCAGUUGCUGGAGGUGCCUGCAAAUGUUCAUGUCACCCCUGGCGGGCUACGAGGCGGAGGUGCUGUGACAAGCUACCGGAAAGGAGCUUCAAUCAGCGACCUGCUCUGGGCUAUGCGCUUAAAGCAGGUAACUACUCUUGAGGCCUAUUUGCAGGAAGUCGCAGCGCUUAGCUUGCUGACUGAGCUCCCUUUGUCUUCCAGGAACUUUGGUGCUGCUGCCAGCUCUUCUUUGAUGGCCUUGGAGCACUACGCUGUGGGCAUCCUCCUUGUCGCUGCCGAGCUCUACGUUCUGGGCUCCAUCUACGCUGGCUACUUGAUGCCCCUGCUCUUCGACCAUUCAUCUAGCUGCUACUUGCACCACCACCACCAAGCCAUCCUGGCGCUGAGAAAAAGCGCCAGCCUGCAUCCUUGA